UUUCGUUUUUAGUAACCAAAAGGAGUAAUUACUUGUUUGUUUGAGUGGCAGAGCCUUCCUGCUAUCUGCUUGAUCCCAUGGCUAUGCCGCCAACCAUGUCCAUGUCGAGUAAAUGGAGCAGAAAGAAACCACACUUCCCUUUACUCGCUGUACUUUUUAUUUUCAUAGCUUGUUCGGUUCUCUACAACGAAUUCAGCGUUCAACGGAUCCAUGAAAGCACGGAUCAUGUUCCCAGCAGUCAACCGACUCCAUCUACUUAUGUCAAACCAAAUCUUCCUCAACGAGCUUCAGAGGUUUUGGAUAGAUUCAGUGGCUGCAACUCUACUAGGAACUUCAGUGGGAAGAAAACCGGUAGGCCGACCUGGAGGCGGAAUCGGGUCGGUGGCGGAGUAUUCGACACAGGAUUAGUUAGAUUUUUCUAUGCUUUUUCGUUUGUUCAGAGGAUACUCGGGGGCCAUAUCCCUGUAUCCAUGUAUCGGAGUGUCGGACACGUUUGUACUUCAAGAAAAUGUAGACUCCGAGUCCGAACAACACAGGCGACUGAUGCAAUGUGA
Molecule: messenger RNA, 554 nt
Organism: Hibiscus syriacus
Lineage: Eukaryota; Viridiplantae; Streptophyta; Magnoliopsida; Malvales; Malvaceae
Product: protein trichome birefringence-like 35
Exons: 2
Coding region: 78-554 (158 amino acids)
Source: RefSeq, a predicted model, not a curated record